Molecule: messenger RNA, 399 nt
Organism: Entrophospora candida
Lineage: Eukaryota; Fungi; Glomeromycota; Glomeromycetes; Entrophosporales; Entrophosporaceae
Source: the annotation of a GenBank genome assembly
AUGUUGUCGUCGUCAUCCUUGUCGUCAUAUAGAUAUUAUUUAUUUAAAAAUUUUAGAACAAAAAAUGAUCGAUUUUUAAGACAUUUUUAUUCCACAACCCAUCAAAUUUCUUUGAAUGAUGAUAAUUUUAAUAAUGAUAGUGGAUCAAAAUUUAAAAAAUAUUCAAAAUUUAUUUACAAAUAUUUUGCCUGGUGUUUAUUUGGAUCUUGUGCAUUAAACUUAAGUAUGUUAAAAUCCAAUUAUAACUCAUACAAAGAAAGAAUGGAAUUCAGGAUUAACAAUCUUGAAGAAAUCAUUCAAAGAUUAAAAAAUGAAGAAAACAUUAAUGACACUCAAAUUUCAAAUAAAAAUCAAUCUGAUAAUAAUGAUGAUGGUGUUUUUGAUAAUAAAGGUAAAUAG